Molecule: messenger RNA, 2187 nt
Organism: Alnus glutinosa
Lineage: Eukaryota; Viridiplantae; Streptophyta; Magnoliopsida; Fagales; Betulaceae
Product: adagio protein 3
Exons: 2
Coding region: 34-1917 (627 amino acids)
Biological process (GO): circadian rhythm; response to blue light
Cellular component (GO): cytosol; SCF ubiquitin ligase complex; nucleus
Molecular function (GO): protein binding
Source: RefSeq, a predicted model, not a curated record
GACACAGAGCGAGAAAGAGAGAGCAUAAUCAGAAUGGCCAUGGCAAAGGAGCAACGAGAAGAGAAGGAAGUUCGGAGCUCAGGGAAGAGACUGAAAUGCGUCAGAGAGGAAGAGCUUGAGGCCGUCGAAGAAGAAGAAGAAGAUGACGAGGAAAGCGAGCUUCCGCUGAAGCCAGAGCUCUUCUACCCCAUGGCGCCCACGUCUUUCGUGGUCUCCGAUUUUCUGGAGCCUGAUUUUCCACUCAUUUACGUAAACAAAGUCUUCGAGAUCUGCACCGGCUACCGCGCCGACGAGAUCCUCGGUCGGAACUGUCGGUUUUUGCAAUAUCGGGAUCCUCAUGCUCAACGGCGGCACCCUUUGGUAGAUCCUGUUGUUGUUUCUGAGAUUAGAAGAUGUCUCGAGGAAGGUAUUGCAUUCCAAGGUGAGCUCCUCAAUUUCAGGAAGGAUGGCACUCCCAUGGUGAACAGGCUAAGAAUUGUACCUAUACACGAUGAUGAUGGAACUAUCACACACUUAAUUGGUAUUCAAGUCUUUUCUGAAGCGAAAAUAGAUCUGAACCGUGUAUCAUAUCCAGUUUUCAAAGAGACUUGCAAUCAGCAGUUUGAUCAGUCAGGCAAAUAUUCUGCAAUGAGUGGAGAAUCACCAUUCUGCCAGGAUCAAGGAUUAUGUGGAAUUCUUCAGCUCUCAGAUGAAGUCUUGGCUCACAACAUUUUAUCGCGCUUGACACCAAGGGAUGUGGCAUCCAUUGGGUCUGUCUGCAGAAGGAUUCGUAAAUUGACAAAGAAUGAGCAUGUGAGGAAGAUGGUAUGUCAAAAUGCAUGGGGAAGAGAAGUUACAGGUACAUUGGAACUGAUGACUAAGAAGUUAGGGUGGGGGCGUCUAACCAGGGAACUGACUACUCUAGAGGCUGUGUGUUGGAGAAAACUGACAGUUGGGGGUGCAGUAGAGCCUUCACGAUGCAAUUUCAGUGCUUGUGCAGCAGGUAAUCGACUUGUAUUGUUUGGAGGGGAAGGAGUUGAUAUGCAGCCAAUGGAUGACACGUUUGUUCUCAAUCUUGAUGCUGCAAAUCCAGAGUGGCGUAGGAUGAGUGUGAAAUCAUCCCCACCAGGGCGCUGGGGUCACACUCUCUCAUGCUUAAAUGAUUCUUGGCUAGUGGUUUUUGGAGGAUGUGGGCGGGAAGGAUUGCUCAAUGAUGUUUUUGUUCUUGACUUGGAUGCCAAACAGCCAACAUGGAGAGAAGUCUCUGGUGGAACUCCGCCUCUCCCUAGAUCUUGGCAUAGCUCUUGCAUAAUAGAAGGUUCUAAAUUGGUUGUCUCAGGUGGAUGCACAGAUGCAGGGGUACUUCUUAGUGACACAUUCUUGUUGGAUCUCACUACGAACAAACCAAUGUGGAGAGAGAUUCCGACGUCGUGGGCUCCUCCCCCUAGGUUGGGGCAUUCACUUUCAGUUUAUGGAAAGACCAAAAUUCUUAUGUUUGGUGGACUUGCCAAGAGUGGGAACUUGCGGUUGCGAUCAGGUGAGGCUUACAGUAUUGAUUUAGAAGAUGAAGAGCCUCGGUGGAGGCAACUGGAGUGUAGUGAAUUCACUGGCAUAGGCAGCCAGAGUGCUGUGGUUCCUCCUCCUAGACUUGAUCAUGUUGCUGUCAGCAUGCCUUGUGGGAGGAUUAUCAUUUUUGGUGGUUCAAUGGCUGGGCUUCAUUCUCCUUCACAGCUCUUCCUUUUGGAUCCUUCUGAUGAGAAACCAUCAUGGAGGAUACUCAAUGUUCCUGGACAACCACCUAAAUUUGCUUGGGGUCAUAGCACUUGUGUGGUUGGAGGGACUAGAGUCCUAGUAUUGGGUGGGCAUACGGGGGAGGAAUGGAUACUUAAUGAAUUGCAUGAGUUGUGCUUAGCAAGCAGACAGGACUCAGACGUGUAAUGUAAUUAUCAGUUGCCCAAAUUACCAAAGGACUUGAGAUCAGCACCAAUUCUUCCGGAUGAAUAUUUUACUUCAUUUUCUGUGCUAGUUAAGGUACCUCCUCCUACAUUUUUUUACUUGUAAACUACAAUCCGACGUGGUCUAUGAUUAAUUUUUUUUUUUUUUUUAAUGUAUUGUUCAUUAGAAAUGUCGCUUUUCUUACUUGUUUUGACUGUUGUAAAAUGUGAACAUACAAUACUAAUGUAUAUGUUUGAUGCUUGUAUUCCCAAA